Molecule: messenger RNA, 1069 nt
Organism: Eutrema salsugineum
Lineage: Eukaryota; Viridiplantae; Streptophyta; Magnoliopsida; Brassicales; Brassicaceae
Product: stem-specific protein TSJT1
Exons: 4
Coding region: 111-860 (249 amino acids)
Source: RefSeq, a predicted model, not a curated record
UUGCCAUUUGUUUUUAGAAAAAUGCCCAUUCAACGAUCGUAAAGUCAUUUUCUCAGACUUUUGAUCUCUGGCUCUGUGUUUCACUGUCUGUGUGAUCGAGAGGAAAGAAGAUGUUGGCGAUUUUCGACAAAAACGUGGCGAAGAGCCCUGAGGCUCUACAGAGUCAAGAAGGUGGAUCGGCUUGUGCUCUUAAAGAUGGGUUCUUGUCGAACCACUUCGCCUCCAUUUAUCCUGGUGCUGUCACCAUCAAUCUCGGAUCUUCUGGUCUCAUCGGUUGCUCGCUCGAUAAGCAGAACCCUCUUCUUCCCAGAUUGUUUUCUGUGACGGAUGAUAUGUUCUGCAUCUUCCAAGGACAUAUAGAGAACAUUCCAUUCCUCAAGCAACAGUAUGGACUAACAAAAACAGCAACGGAGGUCACCAUUGUGAUCGAAGCAUACAGAACACUAAGAGACCGUGGUCCUUACUCUGCCGACCAAGUUGUCAGAGAUUUUCAAGGCAAAUUCGCGUUUAUGCUCUUUGACUGCUCCACAAAAAACGUCUUCCUUGCCGGGGACACAGAAGGGAGUGUUCCUCUCUUUUGGGGAACAGAUACUGAAGGCCAUCUCGUUCUUUCUGAUGAUGUGGAAACUGUGAAGAAAGGUUGUGGUAAAUCCUUUGCACCAUUCCCUAAAGGAUGUUUCUUUACUUCAUCUGGAGGCUUGAGGAGCUAUGAGCAUCCAAUGAAUGAGUUGAAGCCGGUUCCAAGGGUGGACAGUUCGGGUCAGGUGUGUGGUGUAACUUUCAAAGUGGAUUCUGAGGCCAAGAAAGAAGGUGCAAUGCCUAGAGUCGGUAGUGUCCAGAACUGGUCUCAACAAAUCUGAGAGGCUAAGUGUUGAUUUUAGCUGGAGUUACCUUUUUACACGGGACAAAACUCCUUUUGUUUUUUUUUUACUUUGUUGGACUCUGUGGCUGUGUUCUACAGAGUUGAGAUCUCAUCGUUUUACUCGUCUCAUGAUAAUGAUUAGGGCUUUGAGAGCCCUUUAUUUGGCAAUAAGAAGCUAAUAAUAAUAUAAGACUUAUUAACGUUUGA